AUGACUCUUAACAAAAUAAAAAAAAUUAGUAGACAAUCAGUAGAUUAUAGUACAUUCAUAAAAUCAGAUGCAAAUUCUAAUUUACAAAAAGAGACAUUGCUUAAUUUAUAUUACUUGACAAAACAUUAUAAAAAUCAUAAAAUUCAAAAUAACGAAAACUCAGAAAAGUGCAGUUAUAAGCAUGUAUAUAAUGUCCGAAAAAGGCACAAUUUGCAUCUUUUAAAAAUAGCCUUACUAGACAAUAGACCUUUUAAGUCAUCUAUAUCAGUAGAUCAAGGUUUUUAUAAUUUACAAAAUUUUAUCUUUCUUUUGGCAAUGAUAAAAAAAAGACCUGAAAUUGUAUACUUUUUUUUAAAAGAGGGAUUUCCUAAAAACAUUAAUAAUUCGACAUUUGGAACAGAUUUAUCGCCUACUUAUUUUCAAUUAGCAUGUGUCUUGAGCGGUGAGAUAAUGCGUCUUCUUAUGGAUUUUUUCCCCUCAUACAGUUUAACUUACAACGGGUUGACCCCUCAAAUGCUGCUUUUAAAUAAAGCACAUUUUUUGUACGAUAAACAAGAAUGGUGUUUUUUAACUACAACACAGUAUGAAUUACUCAACCAAUAUAAGUCAAUAAAAUUAAUUAAAAAUGAGGAAAAUCCGAUUUUUUUACUGGAUUUUCUUUGUAUGAAUAAUCAGGUUGAUGAAGUUAGAAAUUUACUAAAAGAUUAUAGUGAGCUUAUAACAUAUUCUAAAUAUUGUUUUGUUUUAAAUUAUAAUUUUAAACUCAUGGCAAUAUUAGCUGAAAAUUCUAUAAAUGUUAAUCAAACGUUUUGUAAAUUAACUCCUUUACACAUAUCAGCAUACAUUAAUGACAUCAAUCAUGCCAUUACUUCACUUAUGAUUAAAAUGGAUUGUAAUUUACAAGAUGACAACGGAGAUACACCUUUACAUAUUGCAGCACGCUUAAAGCAUUAUACCCUUCUAGAACUUUUUAUAAGGUAUGGUGGAAAUGUAAAUAUAAAGAAUAAUGAAGGUAAAACACCCAAAGACUUUUAUGAUAAAAACAGAUGGAAAAUGAUUCCUCCAAAUUAUAAUGAUCAGGAUGUAUUAGUUAACAUAGCUGAUAUGGAUUACAAUAAUCCGGAAUUCCAUUGUUCAUCCGUUUCUAUGAAGCAUAUUAUGAACAUUAAAAAUUUUAAAAAGCCUUCACGAUUUAAAAUAACAUCUUUAUUAAGUUUUUACAGUAGGGAAAAUGAAGUAAGAAAAAUGGUACAAAGAUUAAAUAUUAUCGAAAGAUACAGAUAUAAAACAUUCAAGGAUCUUGAUAGUAGAUUUGAUCAACAUUUAUAUAAAAAAUAA
Messenger RNA from Vairimorpha ceranae, 1338 nucleotides. Its product is annotated as ankyrin repeat-containing protein. Lineage: Eukaryota; Fungi; Microsporidia; Nosematidae. The record is from RefSeq and is a predicted model, not a curated record. The transcript has a single exon. The coding region runs from base 1 to 1338 and encodes 445 amino acids. Gene Ontology annotation, molecular function: protein binding.